Messenger RNA from Dunckerocampus dactyliophorus (ringed pipefish), 7994 nucleotides. RefSeq names its product salt-inducible kinase 2b (gene sik2b). The transcript has 15 exons. The coding region runs from base 401 to 3178 and encodes 925 amino acids. Gene Ontology annotation, cellular component: cytoplasm. NCBI's taxonomy places the organism in Eukaryota, Metazoa, Chordata, Actinopteri, Syngnathiformes, Syngnathidae. Gene Ontology annotation, biological process: microtubule cytoskeleton organization; intracellular signal transduction; protein phosphorylation. Gene Ontology annotation, molecular function: protein serine/threonine kinase activity; ATP binding; tau-protein kinase activity. The record is from RefSeq and is a predicted model, not a curated record.
GCACGUCAAGCGGAGAACAUGAUGCCUCUUUGCGAGUCAACUCUGCCUGAUAGAAGGGACAUCAAGCCGAAACAUUAGCGCCCCAUUGUGCCCGAAGAAAGGUGUCUGUUGGUGACAGACGGUGGGGAAAAGACAAAAAGAUUAUUUAAAAAAUGUCGCCGCAGCUGCUGUGAAGGAGAGUGUCGUCACCUUCGCCGGACCACUCAUUUUUAAUGGACACGCUUCCAGUGGUGGCUAUGGUGGUGGUUAGUGGUUUGUUUUUGCGCUUUAUCUCUAACGGCUCAAGGAAGCGUGUGUGAGCCCCCAGCAGCACCGCCACUACACCGCUACCACCGCCCCCAGUGUGUGUGCGUGCGUGCGUGUGUGUGUGUGUUCCUGCUUGUCUGCCGUCGAGAACAGCAUGGUCAUGGCUGACAGCGUCCACAAGCCGCUGCUCCGGGGUCCAGUCCGUGUGGGCUUCUACGACAUCGAGCGCACGUUAGGAAAGGGCAACUUCGCAGUCGUCAAACUGGCCCGACACCGCAUAACCAAGACGGAGGUGGCCAUUAAGAUCAUUGACAAGACCCAGCUGGAUGCAGUCAACCUGGAGAAGAUCUACAGAGAGGUUCAAAUCAUGAAGAUGCUGGACCAUCCGCACAUCAUCAAACUCUACCAGGUGAUGGAGACAAAGAACAUGCUUUACCUGGUCACAGAGUACGCCAAGAAUGGGGAGAUCUUUGACUACUUGGCAAAGCAUGGCCCUCUCAGCGAGGUGGAGGCCAGGAGGAAGUUCUGGCAGAUUCUGUCAGCAGUGGAAUACUGUCACAACCGCAACAUUGUUCACCGGGACUUGAAAGCCGAGAAUCUACUGCUGGAUGGCCACAUGAACAUCAAAAUUGCAGACUUUGGAUUUGGCAACUUCUUCCAGCCUGGCGAGCCUCUGGCCACAUGGUGUGGAAGCCCACCCUACGCUGCUCCUGAGGUCUUUGAGGGCCAACAGUAUGAGGGCCCUCAGCUGGACAUCUGGAGUAUGGGGGUGGUGCUGUAUGUAUUGGUGUGUGGUGCCUUGCCCUUCGAUGGACCCACUUUGCCUGUGCUCCGACAACGAGUCCUGGAAGGAAGGUUCCGCAUCCCCUACUUCAUGACCGAAGACUGCGAGCAUCUUAUCCGCAGGAUGUUGGUUCUGGACCCCUCAAAGCGUCUCUCCGUUGCCCAGAUCAAAGAGCACAAGUGGAUGGCGCUAGAUGUUCCGGUGCAGCGGCCCGUUCUGUACCAGCAGCCAGCACCUGCUGAGGGAGAGGCGGGUGUAGGCGAGUACAGUGAGCAAGUCCUUCGCUUAAUGCACAGCCUUGGCAUCGACCAGCACAAGACUGUAGAGUCUCUGCAGAACAAAAGCUACAACCACUUUGCUGCCAUCUACUACCUGCUGGUGGAGCGUCUCAAGGCCCAUCGCUGCAGCUUCCCGGUGGAGCAGCGGUUGGACGCCCGUCAGCGGCGACCCAGCACAAUCGCUGAGCAGACUGUCGUCAAGUCGACCAGCAGUUCGGCCCAGGUGGGUUUGCUGCCACAGGGGGUCCGUCUGCUGCGCUCCCCUGCGGUGCCACAAGCCGCCUCUGAUGCGUUCACCUUCGCGCAGCCUGCCUGUGCCCUGGAGCAGAGUUUCAUGGCUGAGGAUGUCAACACGCCCAAAGUGAACGGCUGCCUACUGGACCCCCUGCCUCCCACCACUGUGCUCCGCAAGUCCUCCACCUCAUCGCCUAGCAACAUGAUGGAGACGUCGAUUGAUGAGGGCGUCGAGACCGAGGAGCCCGACGCGGAGGAGGAUGCGCCCCAACUGCUCCUGGCCUAUCAGACGUCUCGCUUUGGCCAAAGGCGACACACCCUCUCUGAGGUCACCAACCAGCCGGGGGCAUCGACACAGGGUAAAUUUUUUGCCUUGGGUCACAACCCCUCCAUGGGUAGCGUGGACUCUGACAUGGGUUACGACAUGGGGUCCAUGCACAGUGACCUCAGCCUACUGGAGGACCCCCCAUCACUCAGUGAGGUGGUAUUGGCCAACAGCACGGCCUCCCGUGUCCCCACGGCGUCAUUCCUGAGCGCCCGGCCUGCCAACCUGGCCAUGGCCGCCCUCACCUCACAGCACAGGGAGACCCACAACCGCUCGCCCAUCAGUUUCAGAGAAGGACGCAGAGCCUCUGACACCUCGCUCACACAAGGUUUGGUUGCCUUUCGACAGCACCUCCAGAACUUGGCACGAACCAAAGGCAUCCUGGAGCUGAACAAAGUCCAGAUGCUGGUGGAGCAGAUGGGCUCCGGGGAAGGGGCUGCCAUGGGCCCACCGGGACCCCAACAUCACUUGCACAACCUCCUGGAGGGUGAGGCUUCCAAGCAACAGGAGGGCCCAACUUUAUACCAAGGUGGGCCACCGACCCCCCACCUAUCACGCAGGCAAAGUUUGGAGACGCAGUUCCUCAGCCAUCGUCUGCAGCAGACGAGCGUUUUGGCAAACAGUCCUGCAAGCUGCCAAAUGUUCUGCAAGGACUCUCCUCGAAGUUUAGAGCAGCAACUGCAAGAACACAGACUGAACCAGAAGAGGAUGUACCUGCAGCAGUCCCAGGGUCUGGGUCUGCAGGCCUACUUCAACCAGAUGCAGAUCGCUGAAGCAUCCUACCCAGCAGGUGGCCCCGCUCUGGACCCGGCAGCCUCCCAGAACUCCUCCCAGGUUCCCCCAAUGGCGGCCCAACCUCAACCUCAGCAAUCGGGCAGCCAACAAGCCUCGCCGGCAUACAGCCACCCCCACUGCCUGACCCCCCUUAUGGAACCGAGUGAGGGUUCGGUGUACGACCCCUACAUGAGCCACCACCACUACACCCAGCACCUGCCUCCUGGCCCGCACCUUCAACACCUCCACCACCACCACCACCACCAGCCUCAUGAAAGCUACUGCUACCCUGUAGAGCAACAGCUCUCGGGCCUUUCCGCUGAAGCCCCGUCCCCUGGCCCUCAGUAUGAAUUCCCGUUGGACAUCGGCCUGCUCCCCACAUCCGCAACAAGGGAGGCGGAGGCUGGGCCCGGUGUGUCAAACGCCGAGCAGGGCCAGCCAGAAGGACUGGUUCUGUCUGAGCUGCAGAGCCCGCUCCUGGACAGCGAGAUGAUGGAGACGGUGGACUCGCAGCACGGCUUUGUGCUGGUCAACUGAAGCCUUGAAGCAGUAUUAAGCAAGGAGAGCUAAACAGCAUUAAGAGCAGGGAGCAACAGGGAGGGCACAGUGUUUAUUCUCGUACGACGAAUAGAAUUUCUUAGAACCUCGGAACAUCUUCGUACCAAAAUUCCCUCCCUUAGCUUACCUCCUUUUUCUCCCUCCACCACGGGGAGAGGGCGGGGGGUCGCUUGUCUGCGUGACGACAGCGACGAGUUGCGCAGCGUGUCGCACAGAAAUGGUUUGGAAGUGAACUGUUUUGGGACGGACUGGCAAACCAAAAGCACAAAAAGGCUGGCGGUGUUUUGCAUCUGAAAUAGGACACCUUCAACAGCUACUUUUAAAAGAGAAGAAGAGGAGGAAAUGUCCCUCGUUUAUCACGCCAGCACAAAUUCAAGUGUCUCAGGUGCACGGUAGCGAGCAGUGUGGUCGUACUGAUUACUGGCAACACUAACUAGUAAUGAUUCUAACAAUAAGUGCACAGUAUUUGGCAGGAAGCAGACUAUUUGUCUAUUUGCUCUUUAUUUGGAACUACUGAACCAAGUGGUACACUACUGAAAGGCUUCACUCAGCGUCGUGCAGCCGCUUGAGACAAGGAGCGCUUGAUUUGUGUCUCGGGAUGAAUGGGGGCUCCUUUAGUCAAAAUAUUCUACUUUUAUGUGGCAAUACUGAAGCAAUAUUAAUCCUCAAUGACAGCAAUGGACCGCUCACCUGAUUGGCUCUGGAGCUGGAGUGCAAGAUGGGAGUGCAUCAUUUUGUUUUUCUUUGUUUUGUUUUGCACACGUCAGAAAGAAUGUCACAUGACCAGUCAGCCGAGUGUCAUCGGCCGUGACUGAAAGGGAGGGCAGGAUGCUUCAGCGGCACGGGCUCCUCAUGAACGAAUGUAAACGAAAGACGGCGUAUGUGACCACCUCGUGACAGACAGCAGUGGUGGCAGCGGGAUGAGAGAUGUUUCUUCUUUUACUUUUUGUGUGGCUUCUUUAGCAGCACUCAGACUGUAAGGGAAUCCAGUUGAAGUAUCAGGCCGGCCAAGGUCACGUGGUUUCUUAUUCCGGUGUGUCGUCUGCAACCUGCAGGGAACGUGACUUUCUCGAAGAAGUGAGGCCUCUAAUGGGGGCACCAACGGUAGCAUCAAGUCAACACUUCAAGGUCAGAUCCACGCUUAGGACUUUUCUUUCAGCUCUUCAUGCAAAGUAAAAAGAGAAAAUACGCGUCACUCAUUUACCAGGGAGUAUUAGGGCCACGUUGAAAAGAAAAUACGUGCUAUAAAUAAAUAAAAAUAAUGUAAAUUUCCUUACGAUAGAGUUGGGGUUUACGAGGAAAAAAAGUCGUAAUUGUAGUCAUAGUCAGAUAAUAUUAUGUUAAAAAAAACUACAGUCACAGUUUACGAGAAAAAAGUUGUAGCCGUAAUAUUAAACAUAAGAUUUUUUUUUUUAAUUAGUUUUUUUUCUUGUAAAAACAUUGACUUGUCAUUUUAGAAUUAUAUCCUUGGAAAAUGUAAUUAGGACAUUUUCUCGUAAAAUGAUGAUUUCUAUUGCGAAAUGAUAACUAGUCUCUUUGUGACGGGACAACGUUUUUCUCUGUCCCCGACCGUUUUCAAGUCGUUUCGUUGCAAGGAAAUUCAAGUCGUAAUUUUACCCGAAUGAAGUCGUAAAGGUUUACAAGAAGCUUAAAGUCGUAAUUUCACGAGGAAGAAUUGAAAUGGUACAGGAGUCAUGUUGUUAUUGUCCAAGAAUGUAGUAAUAUUAUUAUGGCUACCGUAGUCAUAUUAAAUAUUACUUUUGAAAAUAUUUGGAUUCUGUUUUUUUUUGUCAAAUUUCCAACUUUUUCCAGUAGCAUUGCAAGGAAAUUCUCAUAAAAUUACGUCUUUUUGCUCAUAAUAUAAAAUUGUAACUAUUCUCCUUGUGACAUUACCAAUUACGAAUUGCAUGACUUUUUUUCAAGUCGUUAUGUUACAAGGAGAAAGUCGUAAAGGUUACAAGAAGAUUCAAGUCGUACAAAAAAUCCAGUUUUACAGGAAUAAUGUUGUAAUCGUCAUUUAAAUUUGUUGUAAAUUAAAUUUUGUUAUUUAAAUAUCGAUUUUUUUUUUUAAUUCUGAAUUUUUUUUUCAAGUUAAAUCACAACUAAAUACUUGUUAAAUUACGACUUUUUUUAACCUUCAAUUUGAACUAUUCUCCUUGUCACAUGACUUGUUUCUUAUGUUACUUUGUUUUCCAAGUCACUCUAGUCGCAAUUUUACCCGAAGAAAGUCAUAAAAGUUAUGAGGAAAAAGUUGUAGCGGUCGUAAUAGUAAAUAUUGGGGUAAAAAAAAUUGGAUUCAGUUUUUUUCGUAAAAUUGACAAGAUUAAUGUCAAAAUUUUACGAGAAUAAAGUCGUAAAGUGAAAGGCGUAAAUUCACAAGGACAAAAUUACAAUUUUACAGAAAUGUUGUAAUUUUACAAGAAUAAAGUCAUACAUUACACGGAAAAAGUUGUACCCGCAGUAAUUGAAUAUAUAUAUUUAUAGAUUAUUUUAUUCCGAUUUUUUUCUCGGAAAAUUGUAACUUUUUUCAAGUUACAUCACAACUAAAUUGUCAUUAAAUUUAGACUUUUUCACGUAAACUUGCGACUUUUUCACUUAAAAUUUUAACUGUUCUCCUUGUGACAUUACGACUUGUUUCUUGGAUGACUUUUUUUCAAGUCGUUGUGUUAUAAGGAGAUUAGUGUCGUAAAUUUACCCGGAGAAAGUCGUAAAGGUUACAAGAAGAUUCAAGUCGUAAUUUCACAAGGAAGAAUUACAAUUUUACAGGAGUAAUGUUGUACUUUUCCAAGAGUAAAGUCGUCAUUUUCGAGGAAAAAAAAUUGUAGCUGUAGAAAUAUAAAUUCUUUGUUCUUAAAAAAUUUGAUUAUUUUCUAAAAAUCAAAAAAAUUAGAUUUCAACUUUUUUCAAGUAACAUUACAACAAAAUUCUUACAAAAUUAGGACUUUUUCACCCUAAAAUUGCGACUUUUUCAGGUAAUAUCUUCUGAUAAAGUCAAGAAUAAAGUUAUAGGUUACGAAAAUAAAGUCAUACUCACAUUUUUUCUCGUAAAAUGUCAGUGUUUUUCAAGUAACAUUACAACAAAUUUCUUGUAAAAUUGCAACUUUUUCUCACAAAUUAGGCCUUUUUCAAGUAAAAUUGUAAUUGUUAUUUGUGUGACAUUACGACGUUAUUCUUAUGACAGUUUUUAUGUCGUUAUGUUGCAAGAAGAUUCAAGUCGUAAUUUUACGAGGGGAAAAAGGAACAAUUUUACAACAGUUAUGUUGUCAUUUUACCACAAUAAAGUCGUACCUUGUCGUAAUUUCGUAAGGGAAAAUUACAAUUUUACAAGAAUGAUGUCAUUUUCACUGAAUAAUUUGGUAGUUUUGGUAGCCAUAGUAAUAUGAAAUAUUUCUUCCAUAAAAUGUCAGCUUUUUUUGUCGUAAAUGUCGUAAUUUUACAGGAAUAGUCGUAACAAGCGAAGGUUUAACAGGAAUAAAGUCGCAGUUGUACAAAAAUGUCAAAGUUUUACAACAAAAAAAGUUCCAUUUGUUUAUAAAGAGGACUAAAUUAGGAAAAUUAUAAUUUUUUCGUGUAAUAUUCUGACUUUCCCGAGCAAAGUGUGCGACCUUUCUUGUAGAAUGAAUUGUAACAUCGUAGCUAUUUUCCUUGCAACAUUACGACUUUCUUCUUAUACAGGUAUGACAACUUUUUUCUCACGUCGUGAAAAGAAAACGUUGCUGUUUUGCGAAAGAAAAAGUACAAAGGUAAUUAUUUGUUAAGAUUACAACGUUUUUCCAGUGAAAUUACAACUUUAGCCUCACCAAAUUCUGACCUUAUUCAUGUAAAAAAGUUUUUUUUUCUUGUAAAAUUGUGACUUUUUGGUGUAAUAUUGUCACUUUAUACUCAUAAAAGUAUAAAAGUAGGACUUUUUUCCUCCCUAAAUGACAACUUCCAUCGCUUAAUAUUCAGAACUUUAAGGAGCUUUUUCUUGUACUUUUCUCACUUUUUCCCUUUCAAGGUUGGCCCUAAAAGUCCGUAUUCACUGCUCCUGUCUGGAGGGAGACGGUGAACAUGUUUCUUCCCUCCAGGGAUGAAAAAGAUGUCAGUCAACGGUGUUGCAAAAAGAAAAAGCAUCAGUGUGUGUUUUCUAAUCAUCCCCACAAGAUGUUGCAUUUUCUGGCUGUAGAAAAAUGUCCAAUUCACAUGACGAGAGAUAAUCCACAUGUCAAACUGGCCCACGGUGCACUUUGCCCACAAGGGGAUGGUAGAUGUAGCGACACAGGUGAAAGAACCUACCACAGCCCACCUUUCUGUCCAAAAAGGUAACUAAUUAGAAAGUGAGUGCUGAGUGUGCCUUUUACUUUUCAUACGGCUGUCUAAAUUCAGACAAACAUUACUAUUUUUUUUCCCCCUACAAAGUGAGUAGAGCCAUGUUUUUUUAUUUUUAUUUUUAAACAAAGGUACAGAAACCUCAGACGUUUACCAAUACGAGCCGCCACUGCACUUCUUUCACUUUUUUUUUUUUUUUACUUUUUGGCUCUGUGCCUGCACGUGGCAAACGUAUUCUAGCAAUAUUUGUCUCUUGGUGACGACUGAAAGUAGUAGUAGUAGUAGUAGUAGUAGUAGUAGUACUAGUAGUAGUACGAGGAGGAUGUGUUUCCUAGUACUUAUCACAUUUCACCACCACACCCUCCCUGCUGAUGAAACACAACAAGAAAUCGACUUUUCUAUUUACCCUCAUUGUUGUCGACCACACAUAAGCUAACUUGCUGUUGAGAUUAAAAGAUUUAUUGAACAGAUGAUUGCUGCUUUGUGU